Molecule: messenger RNA, 741 nt
Organism: Postia placenta MAD-698-R-SB12
Lineage: Eukaryota; Fungi; Basidiomycota; Agaricomycetes; Polyporales; Adustoporiaceae
Exons: 3
Coding region: 32-505 (157 amino acids)
Source: RefSeq, a predicted model, not a curated record
CUUGGCUGCCCGCCAGUGUCCAGCUUCCAGCAUGCUCGAGAAGGAACCAACAUCCCCCAUAUCUCCCCUCGCUCCCUACCCGCCCCUCCCGCCGACGGAGUCCCGUAGUCGUGCACCAGAAUUUUAUGGGUUCGUAGCAUGGACCUCGACCUAUCUUCUGUUCUGCGCAUACCUGCUAUGGGCUCUUCUGCCGGACAAAUACAUCGUGUGGCUGGGGGUGACCUGGUAUCCUAAUAGGGAAUGGGCGGUCCUCCUCCCGGCGUACUCUGUCGUAUUAGUGCUAUUAACAUAUCACACAUAUUUCGCCUUGGCACUUUCCGGGACGCCAGCCCUCUCUGAUAUCAGCACGAUAACAGACUCCCGGGCACAUCUGCCUCGUACGAACGCCGAAAAUCCGUAUGUCGCACACGCACGGCCUAGUGCUAUUCCGGAGAUGUAUGACAUGCCUAUCGGCAUGGUGAAUCGUGUUGUAUAUGGAACCCACAAACAGGCAUCUAGUCGCUAGUGCAAGCCUAAGCGACAGGCCACGCAAUGAGAGCAGAUUGCGUCCGCCGAUAAGGGCCACCUGCGCCAAUCUUCUUGCAUGAUUGGGUUUGAUACUCUGUAUGACGUGUGGACACGCCCGUCGAAUGGUAGCCAGAUCUCCCUUUUACAGGCCAACAUGACAUAUCUAUUAUAGCGUGCUAGGGAUCCAAGGUAACUUCCGAGCUCGCACCGAAAGAUCCGCUCCGCUGCGGCCGC